AAAAACAAAGAAAAAGAAAUAAAUGAAAGAAAAAAAUAUAAUAAAUUUCUCGUCGUAUAUAUAAUGUACGUACUUGACUUAUGUUAAUAGAUAUCGAUCCAUGACGCGGAACUAAGAAAACUCAAGAAUUUAAAUAUUCAUAUAUAUGUAUGACAGGCAUUAUUCGCACGAAUUUAUAUUUGUGUCGUUUAGCCAAGCGUACCGUUCAACAAACUACUUGCGAAUAGAAUUAUUCGAUUGGUCUUGUAACAGAAGAGAUCACUUUUAAAAAUAUAUACUACAGGAAACAUACGGAAAGUUAUCACACUGAAUUGUUAAUACGAGAAAGAUAUACACAAUAUCCGCAGAAGUGAUGAUAUAUAUAUAUAUAUAUAUAUAUAUAUAUAUAUAUAUAUAUGUAUGUAUUUCAGUUCCACUAAUUUUACUGUAUGUUGCUAUACCAUCGUAAUUUCUUAUAAUAUGUAUAAAUUAUAAAUCAAAUAUACGCGAUAUCGUGAAUAGUUGCACUUUGCUGCUUCUGCGUAUUUUUGUUCUAAUCUUGUGUAUGUUUUAUACGAAUCUGUAUCUAAACAUUUUUAUUAAUAAAACGAUCUAUACUAUUCACGGUUUAACAUUGCUUAAUAUCACUCUCUUACGUUAUAUUUCUUUACGAUUAAAUAAUACAAUCAAGUAUAUCAAGAUUUCUUAGAGUUGAGGAAAAAGGUAAUCGUUAUUUUGGAAAUUUUGGUAAAUUUUGAAAUUCGACUUUCGAACGAGUUUAGAGAGCACGUUUGUUUGCCGUGAAUUUGCCGUUCUUCCUAGUACGUAUCUGUCGGUAAUGCAAUAACGAUAAAUGUACGAACAUUUUAUUAAAAAGAGAAAUAAAUACAUGGGUGUGUGUGUGUGUGUGUGAACGUGUAUAUAUAUAUAUAUUAUUAUCAAAGCAGAUAGUUAAUCCACAAAGAUUGCUAAAGUCUACGAAGGUUGUUAAUCUUUGAAUGAUCUCAAGAUUAAACGAAAUAUGUAAGAAUAAAAAUUGGAAUAUGUAUAAAAGAAAUGUUUUAUCGACCGAUGAGAAUAAUUCGAUACGAGCGAUAUAUACUUAUUACAGGAACACGUAUAUUCUUGUAUCUUGGUAAAUCAAAGACUUCUUUUUCUAAACAAGUCUUUAAAAUCUAUUUUUAACCCCUAAGUGAGUACGUUCAUUUUUUAAUAAAAAAAGAAAAAAUAUAUUUACGUUUGUGUGCGUGUACGCCUGUACCUAUCAUAUAUGCGUACUCUCUCUUACUACGAAGGUAAAUGCAGAGUGAAGUAUGCUUUUUAGUAAUACGUAAAAGAUGAUAGGAUCGACAGCUGGUGCCAUCGAGCGAAUGGUUAAAAUAUUAACGAAACCCUUCAAAUCACUCGAGCGACUUAGCUGUCAUGACGAUAAAGUUUGUUUACAUGGCAAUCGAGUUCUCGAGUUCUCAAAUCGUAUCAUUACGACUGCAAUAGCACGUGCCGGUAAUCGAACUUGGUAAAUAACAGUUUUUACUUUCGUGGAUCGUGUUACUCCUGUCAUCAAAAAUUGGAAUAUAAACGAGACGAGAGAAGUUUUCCAUUCCUUUCUCUACAAACGAAGAAAUAACUUGCACGGACAAACGGAAAUUAUAAAAAGUUCAAUGAUUCCCGUUCAACUUUCAACCGCCAUUUCUAACAGCGAGUCGAUAAACUGGAAAAGAUAUAACGGAGAGGAGGAAGAAGAUGAAGAGAGGUAUAAAUACGAGGAAGAGGAGGAUUUUAUCGAAGUUGAAUAUCGACCUACGGCCGUCCCGAUUACACGUGAAAUUCUACAAAAAAUUCAACGAGAAUUGGGUUUAAUUCAAUUGUGUUGGCCCGAAAAGGAUAUUAGAAAAGAAGUUUACUUAUUAACUCUGCCGGAUAGUUAUUGUAGUGUCAAUGAUAAGGAAAGGUUAUUGCUUUUGUAUGCUGAAAACUUUCGAAGACAAUUUCAUGCUAAAUACAAGGAUAGAAAGCCUAUUUUAUUGGCGUGUGAAAAUGAAUGUGGCGUGAAGAAAUUUGUGUCUACGAGUAUAAGACGAAGUACACUGCCAUAUCCGGAACUGUACACGUGGCAGGGAUGCGCAAAAUUUGUUAGCGACUACAUAAGUUACGAGCCACUUGGCAAGGAGGAUCUCGUAUUGGUAAGAAAAACCUGAAAAACACUUUGACUGUUUUUUUUUUCUUUCUUUUUUUUUUGUUUCCUUUUUCUUGUCUUUUUUUUUUCUUUUUUUUUUCUUUUUUUUUUACUAAUAAAAAGCUACGUAAGCGCGAAUAACGAUUCCGCCGAGCGAUGCGAGAUCCCCUUCGUGCCUCUGGUCUCUUUUUUUUUCUCUUCUUUUUCUUUAACAAAUUUUUUUU
This is a messenger RNA of Vespula pensylvanica (western yellowjacket), 2379 nucleotides long. RefSeq names its product dynein regulatory complex subunit 7-like. The transcript has 2 exons. Lineage: Eukaryota; Metazoa; Arthropoda; Insecta; Hymenoptera; Vespidae. Gene Ontology annotation, biological process: flagellated sperm motility. Gene Ontology annotation, cellular component: motile cilium. The record is from RefSeq and is a predicted model, not a curated record. The coding region runs from base 1641 to 2177 and encodes 178 amino acids.